AGGCAGCUCAGCUGUUCACGGCUCGAGAAGGCAGUCUGAUCUGAUCUUCCUACUAGGUCACUCUCCAAAGUCCAAACCUCCCAUCCAUCUUCAUCGCUUUCUAGUUUAGUCUAGGGUUAUAUAUUAUUAUUAUUAUAAUUACACAUACAUACACCAUCUCACGCUCACCGAUUGAAACUUACAGAUCGAUCCUUUGCCAUCAUCUAACAUGUCUCACCGGCGGAGAGACGAGGAGGACGACGACGAGGACGUUGAGCCAGAGGAAGACGAAGAGGAGGCCCUUGAUGAAGAGGAGGAUGAGGGAAAAAUCGGCCGCAAGCGGCGGAGAUCUGAGUUCAUAGACGAUGUGGCCGAGGAGGAUGAAGACGAAGAGGAGGAGGAGGACGACGACGAUGAUUUUUAUAACGGUGGUGGUGGCGGUGGUCGUCGCGGAGGUCACCGCCCCAAGAGGCGGUCCGCUUCUCAAUUCAUCGACGAGGAAGCGCAGGUGGAUAGCGACGGGGAAGAAGAGGAGGAGGAUGGCGAAGACGACUUCAUAGUAGAUGGUGGAGCUGAUCUACAAGAUGAAGAUGACGGCAGAAGGAUGCACCGCCGCACGUUGUUGCCAAGGGAGGAUGACCAAGUAGAUGUUGAAGCUCUUGAGAGAAGUAUUCAGGCAAGAUAUGCCAGAUCGAGUCACAUAGAAUAUGAUGAGGAGACAACAGAUGUAGAGCAACAAGCACUUUUGCCAUCUGUCAGGGAUCCAAAGUUGUGGAUGGUGAAAUGUGCGAUUGGUCGUGAGCGGGAGGCAGCUGUCUGCCUGAUGCAGAAGUAUAUCGAUAAGGGAUCUGAGUUGCAAAUUAGGUCAGCCAUAGCUCUUGAUCAUCUCAAGAACUACAUAUAUGUUGAGGCAGAUAAAGAAGCCCAUGUGAAGGAGGCAUGCAAGGGUCUGCGUGUAAUUUAUGCAAAUACUAAAAUAACACUUGUUCCAAUCAAAGAAAUGACUGAUGUUCUCUCCGUGGAAAGCAAAGCAAUUGAUCUUUCCAGGGAUACUUGGGUCAGAAUGAAGAUUGGAACGUAUAAAGGGGAUCUCGCCAAAGUUGUGGAUGUGGAUAAUGUGCGGCAGAGAGUUACUGUUAAAUUAAUCCCACGGAUUGACUUACAGGCCCUUGCAAAUAAAUUGGAAGGAAGGGAAGUCCCAAAAAAGAAGGCAUUUGUUCCACCUGCACGUUUUAUGAAUGUUGAUGAAGCCAGAGAAAUGCAUAUACGGGUGGAGCGUAGACGUGACCCAAUGACUGGUGAUUACUUUGAGAAUAUAAGUGGCAUGAUGUUCAAGGAUGGUUUCCUUUAUAAAACCGUCUCCAUGAAAUCAAUCAGCUCUCAGAACAUACAGCCAACUUUUGAUGAAUUAGAGAAAUUUCGGCAACCUGGUGAGAAUGGAGAUGGAGAUAUGGCUAGUUUGUCGACUUUGUUUGCAAACAGAAAGAAAGGCCACUUUAUGAAGGGUGAUCAAGUUAUUAUCGUGAAGGGAGAUCUCAGAAAUUUGAAGGGCUGGGUUGAGAAAGUUGAGGAAGACAAUGUCCACAUCAGACCAAAUGCGGAGGGCCUCCCUAAAACUCUUGCUGUGAACGAAAAGGAACUUUGCAAGUACUUUGAACCCGGGAAUCAUGUGAAGGUUGUCUCUGGUGCUUCAGAAGGCACAACUGGUAUGGUCAUAAAGGUCGAGGGGCAUGUAGUUAUCAUAUUGUCUGAUACGACUAAAGAACAUAUACGUGUAUUUGCGGAUAAUGUUGCAGAGAGCUCUGAGGUAACUUCUGGUGUUACUAGAAUUGGGGACUAUGAGCUUCACGAUCUUGUGAUGCUGGAUAAUAUGAGCUUUGGGGUAAUCAUACGUGUAGAAAGUGAAGCUUUUCAGGUUCUGAAGGGAGUCCCAGAGAGACCAGAAGUCGCACUUGUCAAACUAAGAGAGAUCAAAUGCAAGCUUGACAGGAGAACUCAUGCACAAGAUCAUUCCAAGAACCAAGUAUCAGUGAAAGAUGUUGUUAGGAUUGUUGAAGGUCCAUGCAAAGGAAACCAAGGUCCUGUUGAACAUAUUUUCAGAGGAAUUCUGUUUAUUUACGAUCGUCAUCACCUUGAGCAUGCGGGCUUCAUAUGUGCUAAAUCCCAGUCUUGCAUAGUAGUUGGUGGUUCACGUGGGAACGGCGAUAGAAAUGGUGAUACACUGGCUUCAAGAUUUUCUCAUCUCAGAACUCCAACUCGUCCACAAUCCCCAGGGAGAUUGCCUAGAGGCACUCCAUUGGACUCUGGAGCAAGGCAUAGAGGUGGUAGAGGACAUGAUCCUUUGGUCGGUACCACAGUAAAAGUUCGUCAGGGGCCUUUCAAGGGAUAUCGUGGACGCGUCGUUGAUGUUAAAGGUUUAUCCGUCAGGGUCGAGUUGGAGUCGCAGAUGAAAGUAGUUACAGUUGAUCGCCAUCAUAUUUCUGAUAACGUGGCUGUUUCGACUCCUUAUCGUAGCGUGCCUCGAUAUGGUACUGGUAGUGAGACCCCCAUGCAUCCUUCACGCACACCAUUACAUCCAUAUAUGACGCCAAUGAGAGAUCCUGGAGCAACACCUAUUCAUGAUGGCAUGAGGACACCUAUGCGUGACAGAGCAUGGAAUCCGUACACACCAAUGAGUCCACCCAGGGAUAACUGGGAAGAUGCAAACCCUGGUUCAUGGGGGACAAGUCCACAGUAUCAGCCUGGAAGUCCUCCUUCAAGGACAUAUGAGGCGCCUACUCCUGGUUCAGGUUGGGCCAAUACUCCCGGCGGCAAUUAUAGUGAGGCUGGAACACCAAGGGAUAACAGUCACGCCUAUGCAAAUGCCCCAAGCCCAUACCUGCCAUCUACUCCUGGUGGACAGCCGAUGACACCAAGUUCAGCUUCAUAUCUCCCUGGCACUCCUGGAGGGCAACCAAUGACGCCUGGAAGUUGUGGUUUGGACGUUAUGUCUCCUGCAGUAGGUGGGGACAAUGAAGGACUUUGGGCACUCCCAGACAUAUUGGUCAAUGUACGCAGGUCUGGUGAAGACACUGUCAUUGGAGUUGUUCGAGAAGUGCUCCCAGAUGGUUCGUGUAGGAUAAACCUUGGAUCGAGUGGCAAUGGCGAUACAGUGGUUGCUCUUUCUAGUGAAAUAGAUAUAGUGGUACCAAGGAAAUCAGACAAAGUUAAGAUAAUGGGCGGCGCACAACGGGGUUCUACUGGGAAGCUGAUAGGUAUUGAUGGUAGUGAUGGAAUUGUCAAGGAAGAUGCAACUUUUGAGGUUAAGAUAUUAGAAAUGAACAUUCUGGCCAAAGUAGCACAAUCUUGACAGACUAUGCUUCCCUGUAAACAUAGAUUAGGGGUUUUUCCUCUUUUGCAAAUCCUAAAAAUAUUCCUUACAAUUUCUAGUGUACGUCUUUUUUCUUAAACAUAGAUGGAGCAGGGAAAAAAUUGACAGUUCUGUUCGCUUUUUGUUUUUUCUCCUACUUUGUCCGACUUUUCUAUUUCUCCUAAUGAGAAUAAUCCGUUGCUUUUUUC
Molecule: messenger RNA, 3537 nt
Organism: Rhododendron vialii
Lineage: Eukaryota; Viridiplantae; Streptophyta; Magnoliopsida; Ericales; Ericaceae
Product: putative transcription elongation factor SPT5 homolog 1
Exons: 22
Coding region: 209-3328 (1039 amino acids)
Biological process (GO): transcription elongation by RNA polymerase II; transcription elongation-coupled chromatin remodeling; translation
Cellular component (GO): DSIF complex; ribosome
Molecular function (GO): structural constituent of ribosome; mRNA binding
Source: RefSeq, a predicted model, not a curated record